Fonsecaea pedrosoi CBS 271.37 is the source of this 2670-nucleotide messenger RNA. RefSeq lists its product as uncharacterized. Lineage: Eukaryota; Fungi; Ascomycota; Eurotiomycetes; Chaetothyriales; Herpotrichiellaceae. The coding region runs from base 1 to 2670 and encodes 889 amino acids. Gene Ontology annotation, molecular function: serine-type peptidase activity. The record is from RefSeq and is a predicted model, not a curated record. Gene Ontology annotation, biological process: proteolysis. The transcript has 2 exons.
AUGGGGCUUGUGAAGCUGUUGAGCCUCUGGCCCUUUGUUGUCGCUCGUCCGCUUGCUAGUUCCUCUGCCACCACAUCUCAGGAUAUACUGGCGGCCGAGACUACCGUCGACCAGAGUACUAUCACCAUCCUUCCCACCUGGGACGUGAUCGGCCCAUUCAGAUUAGGAACUCGAGAAGCGGUUUGGGGCGCUGACCUUCUUGAGUUUUACGGAGGGAUCCAGUACAACACUCCGAAUGAAGCGACCUGCUUCCCGAGUCCGUUGGCGAGAAACGCGACAGUGCAAUGGGCUCGGCAGAAGUAUAGCCCGAGGAUAUCGAACGGUGAACACUCACUGACUCUUUCUCUUGACUUUGACGGGAUUGAUUGGGACUUCGCUCAAAAAGUUUAUGGAUGGUCGGCAUUUCAGUAUCAAGCAUGGGCGAAAGGGGAGAUCUUCAACCAGGACACGGUGAGUAGAGUUGUCAAUGUCUUCAGCGACAAUAUUAUUGAACUCUGGAUCAAUGAUAUGCAUGUCUUUGGUGGGGACUUCUUCGGCUUUGGACGAAUUCCCAUGCUGGUUGAACUCCACCCUGGGGUUAACAACAUCAGCGUACGACUUGUGCGUGAGGUUCGCUCCAUGGGGGGCGGUUUCCCUCCAACAGUCCAAGCAGGUCUGAGGAUAAAACCUGCUUCUGAAGAGGUCGCAGUUGUCACAGAUGGCUUGGUGAUGCCCAAUGUGGUCAAUGGGAGAUUUUGCACACGAUAUGGUAGCAUCCCGGUCCGAAACCAAGGUGCGACAUGGAUAUAUGUGCACCGGAUAGCAGCCGUGUCUGCGGAAAGCAGUUAUGUCGUUGCCAGUCAAGACAUACGCCUUGCGCCUGGCCAAUCGCGUCCAGUAAAGAUGGUCUUCGAUACCAACUUCAGAUUGAACAAAUCAUUGAAGCUCGUGCUGGUGUAUUCAGGUCAGGACGGGAGGCUAAACGAGAUCACCUUCACUGCACAGCCGGAGCAUGUAGAAAUGUCCUCCUUACAGAGGAUUACAUACACCCAUCCAAGCGGCACAAUAUCUUAUGCGAUGUUGAAGCCGCCACCUACGGCCAACAAGACAAAAAGCCACGACUUACCUGUCAUCUUGAACCUUCAUGGAGCUGGCGUGGAGGUAGAUGGACCCCUGGCGCGACAUAUGUUUGACGAUGCUCCUCAUCUGCCGGCAUGGAUACUCACCCCCACAGGCAUGAGUCCCUGGAGCGGUGAUGAUUGGCAUACUUGGGGAUUUGCUGAUGCUCAGUCCGCAGUGGCCGCAGUUGCUGACUGGAUUGACACCACAGGAUGGGACGGUCCAGGCGUGUAUUCUGAGAAGCUUCUUGUUGCCGGCCACUCCAACGGUGGGCAGGGGACGUGGUAUUUUGCUUCCCAUCAACCUGAUCGGGUUAUAGGUGCCGCCGUUGCGUCGGGAUACUCUUCGAUUGAAAACUACGUGCCAUACGUCUUGUGGAAUGAAGCAUCCCCUCUCCAAAACGCUCUUCUCGAGAACUCAAGAAGCAGCUUCCGCCAUGAGAUCUUGACUGAAAAUUUGGUGGGCAUCUCGAUCUUACAACAACAUGGAUCAGCUGACGACAAUGUUCCGGCCUACCACUCUAGACUGAUGAACGUCUUGUUGGCACAAGUAGGGCAAGUGGUGCAGUAUUCGGAGAUGUUGCACAAGGGACAUUGGUUUGACGGCACAAUGACCACCAAAUCAAUGAUGGAAUUCUACUGGCGACAUCUGACUGCAUGGCGUAUUAAGCUCACUGUGCCCGUAUCUUUUGUUUUUGUCAUUCCAAACUCCCAUGACAUGGGGUCCAGGUAUGGGAUCGUUGUUGACCAGUUGUCAACCCCAGACAGACUGGGGAGAAUAAAGGUAACAACCAGUGUAUGUGGAUCUCUAGUUCAGUGGCAUAUACGGACAGAGAAUAUCCACCGAUUUCAUAUAGAUCCCAACGCACGGCUGGCGAAUGCUCCUGACCAAUUCCUCAUCGAUGAUGUGCCACAUGUUUUUGACGCCGGAAGUGGAUUGCCUCCUUUUGUCAAGACCACCUCCAAUGUUUGGGUCAGGGAGGUCACCCUGGAUUGGAGGACGUUGGACCAGAGAUUCGGUCGUCAAAGAGGAGCCUUGGACGCAAUACUUCGAACAACUGGACCAUUUCAAGUCGUCCACGAUUCCGACCAGACACUGUCCAUCGCAGUACAAACAAGCCGAAACUUUUUGCAGUAUUUUGGAGCCGAUACAACCGUUGUUCCUUUCUCCGAGUAUGGACAAGCAUUGGAGAAUGAGGGAAAUGUUCUCACAAUCUGCCUGGGACUGUCGAUACCAGAGGCUCGCUUCCCAGGAUUUCCAAUUCGACUUGCUAAUGAAAAAAUCCUCAUUACUGCACCAGGGUCGGGAUCGAUAUCGUUGCAUUUGGAAGCAGGAAUGGGUGGAGUGUGGCUUCGACCUCUGCUGAGAGAGCGUUUGGAGCUUGUCGUGUGGGGGUUCGACGAGGUUGGUUUGCGACAAGCUGCAAGGCUGAUACCCACGGUAACUGGAGCUGGUCAGCCGGAUUUCGUGCUUUUGGGUAAUGAGGCAAGGUGGAAAGGUCACGCAGGUGCUAUCGCAAUGGGCUUCUUCGAUCGCAACUGGAUGAUAUCAUCUGCUUCAUACCUGCCCUGA